AUGCUGCACAAAAUCAUUGUAAACAACUACAACCUUUGGGUGGUGGUGUUCGUGGCCUUGGGCACCAUUUCCACCGCCUAUGGCCUCGCCAUCAUCGGCUCGACCGUGGGCCAACCCAACUUCUACUCCUACUUCCACUUGGCCACCCAAGGGGAGCCUGGUUAUGACCACACGACGAACAUGAUCGGAGCCUUGAACGGCGUCAACUCUGCCGGUGCAAUAGCAGGAUGUAUCUCACAAGCCUGGUCUUCCGACAAGUAUGGCCGGAAGCGCACGAUGCAGAUCGGCUCCGUCAUUCUCAUCGUUGGGGGCGCCUUGUGUGCCGGUGCUGUUGAUAUGGCCAUGUUCCUCGUUGGUCGUUUUGUCGCCGGUAUGGGGUCGGGCAUUCUGGCCUGUGUUGUCCCCAUCUACCAAGCAGAGGUAUCCACGCCAGAGACACGAGGCGCCAUGGUCUGCGUUACUGGCAUCAUGUAUGCCGUCGGUUACGCUCUGGCAGGAUGGCUCGGCUACGCCUGUUUCCACAUGUCGGCCACGGACCCUGCUGCACAGUUCGCCUGGCGAUUCCCCCUGGCCUUCCAGGUCUUCUUCCCCACCGUCCUGCUCGCUGGGAGCAACUUGGUUCCCUUCAGCCCCCGUUGGCUCCUCUCGCAGAACCGUCGACAAGAAGCCCUGGACGUGGUCAAGCGGCUCCACAGGACCCCAGGCGACCCAGACGACGUCAAAGCCCGCCGUGAGUUCUGGCUCAUGGAACAACAGUACGACCUGGAUGCCACCAUGUCCCGGGGCCGAUUCGAACUAUUCAGCACUCCUGCCAACCGCAAAAGAGCUCUAAUGGCCUUCGUUUUGAUGUGGGGAAAUCAAUUCCUUGGCAUAUUUAUCAUGACCAACUAUGGGGUGUUGAUAUAUGCUAGCCUCGGGCUCAGCGGAUCCAUUCCGCUGCUCUUGAACGCAUGCUGGACGACAUUCACUCUCAUCGGGAACACGUGGACGGCGCUCUUCAUCGACCGCUUCGGCCGCCGCAAGUUCAUGCUCAUCGGGUCCUGCGGCUGCGUCGUCUCGGUCAUCUUCCUUUGCGCUCUGACGGCCUCGUUCCUCAACACGAACAACAAGGCCGGUCUCCGUGCCGGCGUCUUCUUCAUCUGGUUCUACAUCAUCUGGUGGUGCUUCUUCAUUGAUGCCACCCAGUAUGUCUAUGUGGCCGAGAUCUUCCCCAACCACCUGCGUCCGGCGGGCGUCGCACUGGGCCUUUCGGCGUUCUACCUCGCCAGUGAGGUCACCCUGGUCGCAGCACCUGUGGCGUUGAACAAGAUCGGCUGGCGUUUCUACCUCGUCUUGAUCAUCCCAUCCGCCGUGUACAUCGUGAUCAUCUACCUCUUCUUCCCCGAGACCAAGGGCCGCACGCUCGAAGAGAUCGGGCACGUCUUUGGCGACGACAUGCACGUGGCCACGCAGUGGUACACGGCGUCGGACGACGAGAAGCGCAAGAUCGAGGAGCAGGCCCUGCGCGAGACCGAGGGCGGCAUCGUGCAGGGAAAAGGCCAAGCUAGCGCGGUGCACGUCAAUGUCGUCGCCGGUGGUGGAGGAGGGAGCAGCAAUGACGAUGCGGACGACAUCUACGCCGAGAAGGGGAAUGAGAUUCGGAGCGAGGAGGUGGCGGCCAAAGCUUAA
Fonsecaea erecta is the source of this 1668-nucleotide messenger RNA. RefSeq lists its product as hypothetical. The coding region runs from base 1 to 1668 and encodes 555 amino acids. Gene Ontology annotation, cellular component: membrane. The transcript has 4 exons. Gene Ontology annotation, biological process: transmembrane transport; carbohydrate transport. Gene Ontology annotation, molecular function: carbohydrate:proton symporter activity. Lineage: Eukaryota; Fungi; Ascomycota; Eurotiomycetes; Chaetothyriales; Herpotrichiellaceae. The record is from RefSeq and is a predicted model, not a curated record.